Messenger RNA from Chaetomium globosum CBS 148.51, 969 nucleotides. RefSeq lists its product as uncharacterized. Bases 1 to 969 code for a protein of 322 amino acids. The record is from RefSeq and is a predicted model, not a curated record. The transcript is spliced from 2 exons. Lineage: Eukaryota; Fungi; Ascomycota; Sordariomycetes; Sordariales; Chaetomiaceae.
AUGGGGAAGCCGCCGUUCGAGAUGGGGGGGCGCCCGGCCGACGAGAACCUCCCAGAGGCGGUUCAGCACCCGCAGCCGCAGCCGCCAAUGGCGAGCGCAACGCCGCUGCCAGAAGUAGUGCCUGAUUCAUCACCAGAAUUCGCCCAGCCACGGCACUACAUGGAGACGGACAAGUAUCCAGUGUAUUACGACGCGGCGCCAAAAUUUCCACACGAACCGCAGACGCCAGGGAUGCAAGGGAUGCCCUCGCCCGGCCACCAAAGCCACCAACCAUGGACCGACGCCGAGCACUCAGUCAGCAUGAUGAGUCCCAACAGCUCCCUGCCGUGGCAAUCGUUCCCUCCUGGUGACGAUCAGCAGACAUAUGUCGGCAGCGAGCCGCCGGCGCCCGAGAAGCGAAUCUGCGGUCUCCGCAAGCGCCUCUUUAUCAUUAUUGCUGUGAUUGUCGCGCUCGUAGUCGUGGGGGCGGCGGUCGGUGGCGGCGUCGGCGGAUCCAUAGCCGCGAGGCAGGGGUCGUCAGACGGCGCCGAACCAGCCGAAACGAGCUCGGCAUCAUCGAGCAGCGCAACCGGCACCAGCACCGACACCGGCAGCACCACCACCACUCCCACAGCAUCCUCGACAGUCUCCCGCGGCCCCGACCUGCCCACGCCGACCAUCUCGUUUCUCAGUAAUCAAACAGACAGGACCUACAAGGGGUACGCGCUCCAAGUCUAUGAAAAGAAUGAUUUUGAGGGCAAAGCGUCCCCCAUCUUCUGGGACGAGGGCUUUUACGAUCUGGGGUUUGACGCCACAAGCUGGAUUUGGGUCCCCAACGGCCUGGAUGCCUGCGUUACCUUUUGCGCCAACAAAACGACGAGAACUGGGUUCGCCUGCACGGAUCGGAGGAAGCACGCCACCGACGACGGUAUAUCGUUCAAGCGGGUUUCCGUCUGGCGGGGAGCUUGGCAGAACGGACGGGACGGUUGA